Messenger RNA from Vitrella brassicaformis, 1310 nucleotides. The record is from the annotation of a GenBank genome assembly. NCBI's taxonomy places the organism in Eukaryota, Vitrellaceae.
CACACACACACACACACACAAAACCACUCAAACACACGAUCCAUCAUGGCAUACCACCGACUGCCGCCCUCCCUCGUUAUCGCCCGUCCGUCUGACGCCCUCCCUGCGCUCAUCUGCUGUCGACGAGAGCACCUGCCACCCCUCCACCUCUAUGACAUUGCCAUUCAUGGACCUCGCCAGAGUGCCGCAGUCGCGCCGGUUCACAUCCCCACGGUAAGCCUCUUGGAGGUGCUCGCCACCGAUGUACUGAUGCAUGCUCCGCACAUCGUUUGUCGGCCCCCGGCAGUCGCUGAGGUCGCUCUUGAUGGAUGUGUGGUCUCCAGCCACCUUUAUCAGCCGUCGUUCUGGCGGCACGGCGAUCUUGAUUGGCGUGUCGAAAGCGCCUCUGAAUGAGAAGAACCAGAGGCGGCACCUGUCCUGGCCUGUGCAUCUGUUGGUCCGGGGUCCUAUGUAGCAGCUGUUGGUCCUAUAUGAGAUGAGCAGCAGCAGGGGAGACGCACUGCCGACUCGCCUGAGCAUGUCCGUGACCGUAAAGCCGUCGCGACUGCCCCUGAGAGAAGAAACAAGAGAAAGAGGGGCGUCCAUCUAGGCUGCUUGAUGGCCCGCUGCGCAUCCGCCCACCACCCCACGCACCUGUACAAUAGCUUGAUGGACUGCCAAUGUCCGAUCCACUUGCGCAAAGCGAGCACCUUAUCUAAGGCUCGGAAACUGCGAGCACACGCCAACCGACACAGAUGAUACCCAACACACGUGGCGCCACGAGCCAUGGAUGGGGUGCCCGCAUACCUUGAGUGUGGCGUCAGAUGGUGUCACCUCCCUCUCGACAGCAAGGGCCUGCAGCCGCUUGUCGGUGUCGCUCUGCGCCGCCUUGACAGAGGCACCCAGGCUAGGCUGGCCAGAUCCCGACGGCCGCGAGCGAUUGGUGCCACUGACCGUCGAAGAUCAAACGCCCAGACGUGCGAGUGACGAAGGCAGCACGAUGGUGUACGUGGUGUGCUCACCUUGUGAAUGAGAAGCCCGCCGAAGAGCAGCACGGUCAGAGGGACCGUACAGUCCAGCCAACCUCCUGCAGUACUGUACACAAACACGGCACCACACCAAGCAAAUCGUCUCUCCGCCUUUCGCACCUCGCCUCACCUCUCCGUUGGGACCAUGGUCUCUCCCAGUGUUUUCCACCAGUGAUUGCCUCCAGGAGCACACGUUGACACCCUUGACGGAUGCCCCGACUGCGGUUCGGCACCGCAGAUCUCAGCACACGACUGAACAUCUGAAUGACGAACGGCGGCAAUACCGGGUGGGACGAAGAUGCC